Messenger RNA from Rattus norvegicus (Norway rat), 1373 nucleotides. NCBI's taxonomy places the organism in Eukaryota, Metazoa, Chordata, Mammalia, Rodentia, Muridae. The record is from RefSeq and is a predicted model, not a curated record.
UGGGAGCCUCUUCCGGCUUUAGCUUCAAGCGGACCGCGCCGGCUUCAGGUGGGUUUGCCGGGGUCUUCCUUGCUGUGGCUGGUCUCGGCCUUUGGUGGGAUCUGUCCCGUCCGGACUGAGCCAGCCAGAGCGAAGGUGUCGUUGGUUGCGCGGUUCCGGGCUCCGCGGACGCAUGGAAGGAAGGGACGGCGACCCUAGGGCUGGCGGGUUAAGGCCCGGCGUCGUAUCCUGUUCUCUGCGGGAUGGUUGGAUUUUUAAUGUCCGAGGACCCUAGUGUUGGGCAGAUCAGCAGGUGUUUAAAGAGGCUCGAGCUGACAUAGAAAUUAGCCCAAGGAGAGAAAAUAGCACGUUGCUUGCUUGGAGGCGGGGCAGGGUGUACAGUUCUUUGUGCACUCUCAGUCUCCCUCCGACCGCCGGCAGCCUUUUGGGUUUCAGGUGCCCGCAGGAGCUAAUGCCAGAGCCUUUGUUCUUGUCCCUCAGGCUACUUGAAGAGUUUUACCCAAACAUGGAUAUCAGACCAAAUCACACGAUUUAUAUCAACAACAUGAAUGACAAAAUUAAAAAAGAAGAAUUGAAGAGAUCCCUGUAUGCCCUGUUUUCUCAGUUUGGACAUGUGGUAGAUAUUGUGGCUUUAAAGACCAUGAAGAUGAGAGGGCAGGCUUUUGUUAUAUUUAAGGAACUGGGCUCAUCCACAAAUGCUUUGAGACAGUUACAAGGAUUUCCAUUUUAUGGUAAACCAAUGAGAAUUCAGUACGCAAAAACAGAUUCCGAUAUAAUAUCUAAAAUGCGUGGUACUUUCGCUGACAAGGAAAAGAAAAAGGAAAAGAAGAAAGCUAAAACCAUGGAACAGGCUGCAGCAGCUGCAAACAAGAAGCCUGGUCAGGGAACACCAAAUUCAGCUAAUACUCAAGGAAAUGCAGCACCAAAUCCUCAGGUCCCUGAUUACCCUCCAAACUAUAUCCUGUUCCUUAAUAACUUACCAGAAGAGACGAAUGAGAUGAUGUUAUCCAUGUUGUUCAACCAGUUCCCUGGUUUCAAGGAAGUUCGCCUGGUCCCGGGGAGACAUGAUAUUGCGUUUGUAGAAUUUGAAAAUGAUGGGCAGGCUGGAGCAGCCAGAGAUGCUCUGCAAGGGUUUAAGAUCACACCAUCCCAUGCCAUGAAGAUUACCUAUGCCAAGAAGUAACACGGGGAGUGCCAGUUUUAAAGGACUUGGUAUUAUUUAUAGCUUUUGUUUUAAUUAUAUUCAGUCAAGUUGUUUGAAAUGGUUGGAAGUGAAGGUGAAGUUUUGGAAAAAGAGUCACCUAAUUUUUUUUUAGUUUUGGUGAACUAUGAAAUACAAAGCCUUAAUUUUGUACAAUAAACUUUUAUUUGUA